AUUCAGUGUAAAUGGAAACAUUAAAUAAAUGUUUGCUGUCAUUAAAAAAAGCAUCUUGUGACAGUGAAAAGCUAGCUAUACUUCAUGUAAUAGCUAAGGUUGCUCCAAAUCUCCAAUUAGACCUUUCAUAUGUAAAUAACUUAUUUGAUGCAAUUUCUGCAGAAUUUAUUUUGCGACUUCUAAAAAGCAACGAAAGUGAAGACUCUCAAAGGUAUAUUUGCAUUGCAGUACGUAUUUGCUCAAUACUUUUUCAAAACAAUUGUCAUUUAGUUAAUUCAAAUGCUUCCAUUUUAUUUGCCAUUUUCAACAUUGUACAUCAGUUGAAAAAUGAAGUGCUUUCUGAAACUUUAGAGCUGCUACUUUCUAUAUCAAAUAUUCCAGAAUGUUCCAAGUUGCUUGUCGAUGCUGAAUGUUUCACUUAUUUAGGAAAGUUUGUUAAAGAGGAUAAGGAGAGUAAUUUAGUUAUGUCAUUGUUUGGUAAAGUUCUUAAAGCCACUAAUAAUUUUCCUGAUGAUGCUGACAUGUUUAUGUGUGAGCUUACUGCAUUGUUCGCUUCUAGUCAAGACUUGAAAAAGUUCUAUUAUAUGCAUGUUCUUGAUGAAUUUGUUCAAUAUCUAGAUCAUUUUGAGCUUGACUACAUGAAAAGACCAUUUAUAGUUUUUGAAGAUUUUAUAAAGGGUUGCAGAGAAAUACUUCAAUCUCGUGUCAAAGAAGAGUUUAAAAAAAAUACUCUCAGCUUGCUAUUAAAUUUCACAAAUACAUUUGGAGCAGAGUUUUUGUUUGAUUCUCGUAAUAAUUGUGAUGAAAGGUUUGUUGCUUUAGUACUGACAGUGACAGCCUUAGAAUUAAAUUUUACUAACAAUCAGUCUUUUAAUUUUGUAAAUAAAAACAUUACAAUAGCUUGUCAACUUACCCACAAUUUGCUCUUAGCUAUAUUUAGUGAUUGCUUUGAAAACAGCCAGUUUGCUUCUAAUGUUGAAUUCAUAAAAAAAUUAUUAUGUUCGUUGAAUAAUGUUAUAUCUGCAGUUUUCUUUUAUCUCAAACAAAUCAAACUUGAAGAUUUAGAUAGUGCCCAGUGUUCUACAAUGCAGGCAGCAUCUUCACUUAUUUGUAUUUGGGCAACAGAAGACACUAGUAAUUUACGCAGUGAUUUGGUAGAGACUCAACCAAUCAUUUUUGAAGUAGUAAAAAUCUGUUUUAAAAGUUUAACAGUGGAAAAUACGCAAGGAGCAAAGUUAGUUGAUUUGUUUGUGUUGUAUAUAUUGCAAAAUAUUCAAAACACAAAACUAAAACUUUUCCAAAGAAAAUACUUUAUCUUUGUUGUUGAUUAUUUGCAGCACAUGCUUUCUGAAAAUAUUUUAAAUCUGCAAUCCAUUGAAUUUUCUCUCCAUCUAUUGAACGUAUAUACUUUAGUUUUUCCAAAACUAUUAGCAAAAUAUAAAGAUUUUAAUUGUUUCUAUCAAUUGUUGUUAUUACUCUUAAACAAAGAGCAGUUUCUUCUAUUCAGUGAACUAUCGUAUUGUUCAAAAGUUGAAGCAGUUUCGAUUGCAAUUUUUGUGUUGGGUUUACUUGACGACAAAAAUGAGUUUUUAGAGAAGACUUUUAAGCUAGCGUUCAAUAUUUUGUGCUUAAAAAAUGAAAAAAUCGUAGAUAACUGGAUUAUAUUACUUCAGCGUUUAAUAGAGUUUUCCCCAAAAUGUUCGAUGCUGAAGGUGCUUAUGUGUUCUCACCGAGAUCUAUUGUCCGAAAAGUUAAAUAGCGUUGCAAAGGCUGAAGAUGUUUUGGCUUCUCUUAAAGAUUUCUGCUCGUAAAAAGUUCUGCGAUGCUUCUUAGGAUGUGAAUGGAAAUUUUGGUAUUCAAAGCAGGUAGAUCAUAUCUUCAUUGUAUGAAAUCAAAUUAAAAAAUUAAUCUCGUAUAGAAAAUAAGUGAUAAUAUAGUUGUUAUAAUGGUAAUAUAGUUGUUAUAGUGGCAAUAUAUUUCAUAUCGCAACAAUAUAGUUUUUAUCGCAACAGUAUAGUUGUUAUCGCAAUAAUAUAUUUGUUAAUCGCAAUUAUAUAGUUGUUAUAGCACCAAUUUAAUUCUUAUCGUGAAAAUAUAGCCCUACAGCUUUAUUUCAAAACGUCUUUAGAUGUUUUUACGUAUUACGAUAAAAAUGCUAUAAAAAAACUCUUGUGAAACGUUUUUGAAAUUAAUGAUUUUUGUUAAUGUUUUCAUAAUUCUUCAAAAGUAUUUAUUUAUUGACGUUUACAGACAUCUAAACAAGCUUAUUUCGUAAAAAAGUCAACUUCGAAUUUUUUUUUCACUUUGACAGGUUUUGAGAAAAAGCUGUUACAAUAAUAAUAGAUAUUUUUAUAAAUCUAAAAUUUCGAUGCGGUUAUAAAAAAAUUAUUUCUAUAGAGAAUCGAAAAGCUCAUUAAUAACGCACCCAAUAAAUCAAAAAAAAUGCAACCCCCGCUCCUGUGUUGUUUUUUAUAGAAUCAAAAGUAACUGUAACAAGAAAAUCUAUUCCAAUCAUUUAUAGUUGUUUUUAA
Molecule: messenger RNA, 2531 nt
Organism: Hydra vulgaris (swiftwater hydra)
Lineage: Eukaryota; Metazoa; Cnidaria; Hydrozoa; Anthoathecata; Hydridae
Product: neurochondrin
Source: RefSeq, a predicted model, not a curated record